AUGGAUGAGAUCGAGACGCAACCUCGCCAUAGCCACAUUGCCAUCCGCAUUGUCCUCGACUUGACGAACGAUGGCGCGUGCUCUAUGGCUGUUUCCUUGUGCUCGGAGUUGGUGUCCGAGCUUGGAGAGCGGAAUCCCGCCCUUUUCUACAAGCUUGUGUCUCAGAUCACCAUGCUCAUUCUCGAGGCUCCACCAUAUGAGCUCGCGCAUUUUGAGUCCAAGAGCGUCGUCCAUGUUGAUCAAGCUAUAUUGUUCAUGAUCUCUUCGAGGGUAUUGACCGCCGUGAAGACGGAGCUGAGGCUCGUCUGUUCCAAGCCGCCAAAGUUUGAACCGCUCCCCAUUGAUAAUAGGGUCAUGUGGGCUGAGCAAAGCCACCGGUUCUGUCUGGUUGGAGCCAACCGCUGA
Molecule: messenger RNA, 405 nt
Organism: Diaporthe citri
Lineage: Eukaryota; Fungi; Ascomycota; Sordariomycetes; Diaporthales; Diaporthaceae
Exons: 4
Coding region: 1-405 (134 amino acids)
Source: RefSeq, a predicted model, not a curated record